GCGCUGUGCGUGGCGCGCGCAGCCAUGUCGGGCGCAGCCAUGUCGGGCGCGGGCUCGCUCGGCUCCGUCGUGCGGCGCUUCCUGCUCGAGUACGGCAGCGGCACGCCGAGCCGCCUCAAGGUGCUGGACGCCUACCUGCUCUACGUGCUGCUCACCGGCGCGCUCCAGUUCGGCUACUGCCUCGGCGUCGGCACCUUCCCCUUCAACUCCUUCCUCAGCGGCUUCAUCUCCGCCGUCGGCAGCUUCAUCCUCGGCGUGUGUCUGCGGAUCCAGAUCAACCCCCAGAACAAAGGCGAAUUCCAGGGCAUUUCACCAGAACGGGCAUUUGCUGAUUUCCUCUUUGCCAACACCAUCCUGCAUCUUGUCGUUAUCAAUUUUGUUGGCUGAGCUCUAGAAGGUCUUAAAUUCCUCUAGUGCUCUGAUGCCAAAGCCUCACCUGGAAAAUGCUCUUCCCCAGUAGACUCUUGCCUACUUCCUUGGUGGGAGAAGGGGAAGCAGGAGUAAAGAUAUUUUYCACUGACCUUCCUAUGGAGGAAGAGUCUUCUGCCUCAUUCCAGUUGCUGUAAUCGUUUCGUUUAA
Nothoprocta perdicaria is the source of this 579-nucleotide messenger RNA. It is a transcript of the gene DAD1, whose product is annotated as defender against cell death 1. Lineage: Eukaryota; Metazoa; Chordata; Aves; Tinamiformes; Tinamidae. Gene Ontology annotation, cellular component: oligosaccharyltransferase complex; membrane. Gene Ontology annotation, biological process: protein N-linked glycosylation. The transcript is spliced from 3 exons. The record is from RefSeq and is a predicted model, not a curated record. The coding region runs from base 25 to 387 and encodes 120 amino acids.